This is a messenger RNA of Tigriopus californicus, 1162 nucleotides long. RefSeq names its product calicin-like. The record is from RefSeq and is a predicted model, not a curated record. The transcript has 4 exons. NCBI's taxonomy places the organism in Eukaryota, Metazoa, Arthropoda, Copepoda, Harpacticoida, Harpacticidae. The coding region runs from base 16 to 1029 and encodes 337 amino acids. Gene Ontology annotation, molecular function: protein binding.
UCCGUGCAUUCAUAUAUGACUUCCCGCAAGUGUAAUUAUUUUGCUUUCAACGUGAAAGGUUUUUGGGUUACACCUUUCAAACCUAACUGUGACGACAAUGACAAUCACUCGAGUACACUUGUUUUCAGUGCUGUGGAAGUGAUCGGGAAGCAAAAUAACACGUGCGUCAUUCCACCUUUACCGGAACCCAGGAUUGGACUCACGGUGUCCCGAUUGAAGAAAUCCGUCAUCGCAUGUGGAGGAUUCUUUCAUCACGACAGGUCAGCGUGUUAUCAAUACUUUCCGGUGUUAAGAAGAUGGGUGCACACAACCAACUUGCCUACGUCAACGUCUUACCUGGCCUCUGUGGGUGAGGGAUAUUAUUUGUACGUGGUUGGAGGACGGUUUUGGGACCAUCAAUCGAGCGAGUUAAAUUACUUAAACGCCACUUGGCAAUACAAUGCCAUCACCAGAAUAUGGAACCCAUUACAUGAUUUAGAGACUCCUACUGCGGAUGGUUGUCUCCUGGCUCUGCAUGGAGAUCUGAUCUUUGUUGGAGGCUCAAUUGGUCGUUACCGUUACGAAUCGGAGCCCAGUAAUGUUUGGGUUCUGAGAAAGGGAGCCUCUAGUUGGGAGAAGAAUUUAGUGAAACCCCUUUUGGCGCCCAGAAUGUGGCAAUCUUGUCUUAUUACGAACUAUGCCUCCCAGAUUGGAAUCAUGGUGGUCGGAGGUUACUACAACGGCAUUUCAGCUAUGUUCCUUCCUUUGACCGAGUUCCAUCAAGCCAAAAGGGGUGCAUUGUCUACGGAUUGGCAAUGGGUUGGAUCACUCCCGGAGGACCGGAAAUGGGGCCCCGCUUUAGGUUUGGUCAAUGGCAUAUUAACCGUGGCAGGUGGACAAGACUAUGGGGACAAUACCAUUGACGAAUUGAGUGAAGAAAAUUCUUUUUGGAGACGAUCUACAGGGAAGACUCUGAAAUGGAAACGAGAGUUCUCGUCCCAUGUGACGGUCCCAAGUUGGUGGUUUCCAGCAUGUGGAUUGGACUUUUAGAUCUAUGAUUAUGAAUAAUGCCCUCUCUGGAAGAGCACGAUCACUUUGAAUGGUUGUUAUCGCCAUCCGUGGAUAUUCCAUGAGAUGAAUUAUGAUUGAGGAAAUGACACCGAUGAGAAACAAGUUGAAAACA